Messenger RNA from Solanum tuberosum (potato), 2100 nucleotides. Its product is annotated as IQ domain-containing protein IQM2-like. Lineage: Eukaryota; Viridiplantae; Streptophyta; Magnoliopsida; Solanales; Solanaceae. The record is from RefSeq and is a predicted model, not a curated record. The coding region runs from base 130 to 1833 and encodes 567 amino acids. The transcript has 8 exons.
UGCCCUUCCCUGCCCUGUUAUACUCUCUUUCUCCUAUAAUUAACAUCAACAACAAAGACCUCUUUCAAUACUCUCUAUUGCAUCUCCAUUUUCUUGCUUCAGGAUUUUAAGAUCGAUCUUGAACGUCGUAUGGGGAUAUCGUUUUCGUGUCCACUUGCUUCUCAUACUGAUUUGGAAAACAGUCUUGAAUCUGUUAUUGUGAAGUCUAUCAACUUUGGUGAUAAUGAGCACAAGACGCCAUUACGAUCUAUUAGUUUCAAAAUCCAAGAUUCUGAACCUAUAGUAAUGCAAUCAGAUGGUUCAGGAAAUAUGCUCAUAGAAAAAUCUGUCAUCUCAAGGACAAAGGAAAAUGUAGUUGCCUAUCCAUCUUCAGAUAACAUGAUGAAUCAACAAAGUACGAAAUCGCCUUUGUUGGAUAGUAGCAGCAGCCCGAAACAUGAGGCAGCUGUAAAGUUGCAGAAAGUAUACAAGAGCUUUCGAACAAGACGAAAAUUAGCAGAUUGUGCUGUACUCAUUGAGCAGAGUUGGUGGAAACUAUUAGAUUUUGCAGAACUCAAACAUAGUUCUAUUUCAUUUUUUGAUCUUGAGAAGCACGAAACAGCAAUUUCGCGCUGGUCAAGAGCGAGAACUAGAGCUGCCAAGGUAGGCAAAGGCUUAUCUAAGAAUAGCAAAGCUCGAAAACUUGCUUUACAACAUUGGCUUGAAGCUAUCGAUCCACGACAUCGUUAUGGACACAACUUGCAUUUCUAUUAUGUUCAAUGGUUGCAUUCUCAAAAUAAAGAGCCAUUCUUCUACUGGUUGGAUAUUGGAGAAGGAAAAGAAGUUAAUCUUGUUGACAAAUGUCCGCGAUGGAAACUUCAGCAACAAUGCAUCAAGUACCUUGGUCCUAUGGAAAGAAAGGCUUAUGAGGUCAUAGUGGACGACGGGAAUCUCUUCUACAAAGAGACUGGGAAGCUCCUUGACACCACUGGUGAACCAAAAGGAGCUAAAUGGAUAUUUGUCCUCAGCACAUCGAAAACCUUAUAUGUUGGGAAGAAAAAGAAAGGAACAUUUCAGCAUUCCAGUUUCUUGGCUGGGGGCGCGACUUUAGCUGCUGGCAGGAUAGUUGUGGAACAAGGAGUUUUGAAGGCUGUCUGGCCUCACAGUGGACAUUAUCGACCUACUCCAGAAAACUUUCAAGACUUCAUUUCGUUUCUUAGGGAGAACGAUGUGGACUUAAGCGAUGUUAAGCUUGAUUCUAUCGACGAAGAAGAUUUUAUUGGGAAGAAGAGUGGUGUUUACCUUAGAGGUAAUGCUUCGGAUGAUGACAUAGGUCAAAAAGAUGGUCUGGAGACAGGAGAGAACGAUUUAGAAGACGUAACGACUUCAGAUACAAAUGAGUUGAAAGAACAAGCAACUUUUGCUGCUUCAUCUCAUAGCUUCAAUGACAAACUAGCUAAUCUACGAAUUCCUAGCAACGAUGAUUUACUAGAGAGAUUGACGAAUGAAAGUGUAGCUGUUGAAUCCAUUUCGCCAACAGAUGGAUAUGAAUCAGCAGAAGAUUCAAUUGCUUUUGAACAAGAAAGUAAAGGAGAUACAAUUCCACAAGAAUCUAUACUGAAGAGGAUAAAUUCACACAAGGGAAUGAAGUCAUUUCAAUUAGGGAAACAAUUGUCUUGUAAAUGGAGUACUGGAGCUGGACCUCGAAUCGGAUGCUUGAGAGAUUACCCUCCGCAACUGCAAUCACAUGCAUUAGAAGAAGCUAACUUGUCCCCGAGGAGUGCUUGUCGUCUCAAGUUUUAUUCAAGGGCAUCAAGCUUUAGUAGGGAAACGCAAGUGCCAUGUUCUAUCUAAUCACCUAUUCGUCUCCAUUUUGUAAAGGACUCAUAUUCGUUCGAUCAGGGAACAUCAUACUCAUGACAUAGAAUUAGUUCUCAUUUAUUCAUUCAUUGUGCAUAGCAAAAAUGACAUAGGAAUUCUUUCACAUUCUUUCUAGGAAUUUUUUGACAGUUUUUUUAAGAUCUAUUCAACUUUGUAUACAAUUCUUGUUCUUAAUAUCAGAAAACAGGACCACGUAUAACUUUUCGAGUUCCAAUACGCGUUGUAGUUGGAAAAGAAAGA